This is a messenger RNA of Cyprinodon variegatus (sheepshead minnow), 1074 nucleotides long. RefSeq names its product proteinase-activated receptor 3-like (gene hcar2). The transcript is spliced from 3 exons. Gene Ontology annotation, cellular component: membrane. The record is from RefSeq and is a predicted model, not a curated record. Gene Ontology annotation, biological process: positive regulation of Rho protein signal transduction; phospholipase C-activating G protein-coupled receptor signaling pathway. Gene Ontology annotation, molecular function: G protein-coupled receptor activity. Lineage: Eukaryota; Metazoa; Chordata; Actinopteri; Cyprinodontiformes; Cyprinodontidae. The coding region runs from base 54 to 1058 and encodes 334 amino acids.
AGAGGACAGAGUGAAGAGUGGAUGGAUAUGUCACCUCUGGAUUAACAACAAACAUGGAGAUUUUUGACUUCAACAUCUCAGCCCUCUACAUCUCUCACAGGUCAACAAAUUUCAGCGGUGAAAAAACCAUCUAUGAGAGCUGCAAAGAUAUGCCAGGAGUUCUCAUCUGGUAUCUCAGUCUGCAGUUCACCAACAUGUUCCUGGGCAUCCCCACAAACCUCAUGGUGCUUUGGCUCAUCCACAAGAACAAGGGGGACUCCUCUACCUCAGAUAUCUUCAUAAUUCACCUGGCAGUUCUAGAUGUGCUGUUCUGUCUUAUCCCUCCCCUGGAGCUGGCUUGCAUCGUCUUCAUCAACUGCAGCAGCAUCUGGUACGUCCUGCGCUUCUUCUAUGGCAUAAAAGACUUCUCGCCUCUCUUUCUGUCUUGCAUCUGCCUGGACCGGUACAUGGCUGUGAUCCACCCCAUCACCUUCACCAAGCUCAAGGACCGGCAGCACAGAGCAGCACUGGCUGUUCUGGUUUGGCUUAUCAUCCUGGCCUAUGCUUCGGCUAAAUGCGUGGGCAACAUUGUGCAGUUUGACAAGGUUUUUACCGUGAUGAUCCUCACAGCUUUUGUUUUCAUGGUGUUUUGCAACAUAGCCAUUCUCUGUGCGCUGCGGCGGUCUGGGCCUGGCCGAGAUGAGAUGCAUCCGGUGAAGAAGAGAGCCUUCAAGACGGUUCUGAUAAUCCUGGCCAUUAUUGUCUUUAACUACUUACCUCCUGUCGCACUGUUCCCAUUCAAAGAAUACUUCUCUCCCGAUGUGUUUCAAUGUUAUAUACACUAUGUGGCGUUUGGAUUGAUGGAUUUUAGCAGCACCAUCCAGCCACUGCUCUAUUUAUCCAAGGAAAAGUUGAUAUGGAAACUCAACUGCUGCAAAGCCGAGACAAACAUGACACAAAACAAUUCAGACUCACAGGCGGUUUGGAGUAUAUCGCUGCCAUCACAGAAUGGAAUCAUUGUGAAGAACAUUACAGGACACCAAAAACUUGCAGAACACACAGAGAGCAUGCAUCUCUAGACAGUUUACUUGUGCA